Molecule: messenger RNA, 1278 nt
Organism: Zingiber officinale
Lineage: Eukaryota; Viridiplantae; Streptophyta; Magnoliopsida; Zingiberales; Zingiberaceae
Product: ras-related protein RHN1-like
Exons: 8
Coding region: 563-1129 (188 amino acids)
Molecular function (GO): GTPase activity; GTP binding
Source: RefSeq, a predicted model, not a curated record
GUUCGAAGCCAAAGGGAUUCAAUUUUUACCCAGAAAGAAGAGUAGGAAUGGAAGGAAAGGCGCAUGGCAACCGACGUUCAAACAUUGGAGUCGCACCUACCAUUCCUUCCCUCCUUCCCGUUGCAUGCUACUUGCAAUCGACUCAUCUUCAUUUUGCUGAUCCCUUGAAGCUUCGUCCUGUGUCGGAGGAGUUCUGCCAUGGCCAGGACGGCGACCAACAACAGCAUCCAAGCCAAGCUGUUGCUGUGUCGUCUUCUGGCCCUAGCUUUGCUUACGGAUUCAACAAGAGGGUUCAUGUGUUUGGAUCCUUUGAGUUGAACAUUUCAGGCUUGGAGAGGUCUUGGUCACUUUCAUCAAGGAUCCACAUGAGUUACUUUGACCUUAUGGAGAUGAUUGUUCCGAUGGGCCCAACCUUCUAGCUGUUGGGUUAGCUCUUUAAUGUUCUUUCUGGGAAUCUUCUUCUGGUUUCAAAUAGGUGAUCCUUCUAGUGCCAAAGGAUAGGAACUUCUUUUGGGAGAAGGAUUCACGUUCAGCCUUUGGAGGAGAUUAGAUCUGAACCAAUAUGGUGUUGCUUGGAGAUAUGGGAACAGGAAAGACAAGCAUAGUGCUACGGUUUGUCAAAGACCAAUAUUUCGACUGUCAGGAGUCGACAAUAGGAGCAGCAUUCUUCUCUCAAAUUAUCUCACUAAAUGAGGCGACUGUAAAAUUUGAUAUAUGGGACACGGCUGGACAGGAGAGAUAUCAUAGUUUAACUCCAAUGUAUUAUCGCGGUGCAGCUGCAGCAAUCGUGGUCUAUGAUAUCUCAAGCAUGGAUUCCUUCAUUAGGGCACAAAAGUGGGUUCUGGAACUUCAAAGACAAGGAAAUCCAUAUCUGAUAAUGGCUCUAGUAGCGAACAAGGUUGACUUGGAAGCAAAGAGGAAGGUGGAGACUGAGGGAGGAUUGCAAUAUGCUCAAGAACACGGGUUGUUCUUCAUUGAAACUUCGGCAAAAACAGCAGAGAAUAUCAACGAACUCUUUUAUGAAAUAGCUAAGAGGCUUGUGAGAACUCGUCUGCCACCAUCAUCUGGGAUGAACUUGACCAAUGAAAUGAGAACCGUCGGAAGGAGAUUCUUUUGCUGCUCGGGAUGAUUUACACGGAAUUCACUCCCUCUGUUGAUCCUGUUGUUUACUAGCAAACAUUUGUAAAUUUAUUUGAAUAAAUAAACUGCUAAAUUGUUUAUGUUUGGAUACAAAUUUCUUCCUUUCUAUUAUUUUCAAAUCGCUUGGAAUUAUCAUAA